AUGAAACCAAUAAUCUACAUUUCUCUCUUCCUCGCCGCUGGACUUGACAUGACAGCUACCGCCAGACCCCUGCAUUAUCACUACACCCAAACUCACGGACGGGACGAGGUGGCACCCUACAAAUUAAACCAAGAUCACGGUCGUCGGCAUGUCACAAUCUCAACGUAUCACAACAACCAGAACCACGGACGUGACGUGACCGAGUCGAUCAACAUCCGAGAACUUCAGGUGGACGGUGGCUCAUCGUCGUCGUCAUCGUCUCAUGCCACGUUUUCUUCCAUUGUCCGCCAUUUCUGGUCGCUGGGUGGGCCGGAUGGGAUCGUGACUAGCGUGUCGCAUAUCUUUGACCGGUCAUAA
This is a messenger RNA of Exophiala spinifera, 357 nucleotides long. RefSeq lists its product as uncharacterized. NCBI's taxonomy places the organism in Eukaryota, Fungi, Ascomycota, Eurotiomycetes, Chaetothyriales, Herpotrichiellaceae. The record is from RefSeq and is a predicted model, not a curated record. Bases 1 to 357 code for a protein of 118 amino acids. The transcript has a single exon.